Temnothorax curvispinosus is the source of this 1551-nucleotide messenger RNA. RefSeq names its product alpha-tocopherol transfer protein-like. The coding region runs from base 249 to 1184 and encodes 311 amino acids. The record is from RefSeq and is a predicted model, not a curated record. Gene Ontology annotation, molecular function: phosphatidylinositol bisphosphate binding. Gene Ontology annotation, cellular component: membrane. The transcript is spliced from 7 exons. NCBI's taxonomy places the organism in Eukaryota, Metazoa, Arthropoda, Insecta, Hymenoptera, Formicidae.
UUUUGCUUCGAGCAGAUAGACAUCCUGAGCGACAGGGACCGCGGAAGGUACUCCUUCACUCAUCGAGCUAGGCUCCAUAGUGCAACGUGCGCGAUUUUCACGUCAAGCCUGUGUGAUCUUUUGUCACUAUUGUGAGGGAACAAUAACAUACACGUGGACGUACCUAUUUUUCUCUUGCACCAAAUCUUGCAAUCCUCACAUCGUGUGACUAGACAACAAUAUCGAUUUUGUGGCUGUCUCAGAAAAUCAUGACGUUAUUACCGCCAACGCCAGCGCAACAGAAACGUAUAGAUAAGGAACUUGCACCUGACCCGGAAGUGAGAAAACAAGAUAUCAGAACGCUUCGAGAAUGGCUCUCGAAACAGCCGCAUUUGCCGAAUCACAUAGACGACGCCAAACUGGAGAGAUUUCUUUUCAAUUGCAAGAACAGUAUCGAGAGAUGUAAAUUAAUCUUGGAAAGAUACUACACCGUCCGAACGUCCUUGCCGGAAUUUUUCGCCGCUCGAGACCCACUGUCUCAAGACAUUCAAGACUGCUUCACGACCAUUGAAUGCGUCGUUUUGCCGUCAUUAACCGAGGAAGGAUACCGUGUCACCAUCUUCCGAUUACGUAAUCCCGACAUGGAGAAGUUCUCGGUACAAGCGAUAGUCAGACGCGUUUUAAUGCAACUUGAUAUUCGUUUGCUGGAGGAAGUCUGCUUGUCCAAUAUUUUUGUUUUGGAUCUCGAGAACUUUAGUAUGCCGCACAUUGCAAAAUUCAUUCCAACGCAAUCUAUCGUGAGGCGCGCAAUGUUGGCAGUGCAAGGUAGUAUGCCUUACCGAUUGGCUGGCGUUUAUUUUCUUCACGCACCGUCGUUCAUCUCUAAUUUAACUAACAUAUUUUAUCCACUUUUGAAAGAAAAGUUGACUCAGAAGUUUUAUAUUUUUAAUGGUGGCGGGGAAGAAUUACAUGCUCACCUAAACAAGGAUAUACUUCCUAACGAAUGGGGUGGUAAAGCAGGCACUUUUCGAGAAUUAAAUGCUGCGUGGCAGGAAAAAAUUGAAAAGAAUAGAGAUUGGUUUUUACGGGAUGAAAAGCUGAGUCGCACGAACGAGAAGGCACGUUUACUAGAAUCGAAAGCAUCCUGUGUUAUGAUGGAAUUCGAAGGAAUUCAAGGUUCAUUUCGAAAAUUGAAUAUAGAUUAAUGAUAAUCUCUAUUAUAUAAAUUGUAUAUAUUCCUUCAUUAGCAAACAAAAAUGUUUGUUAAUCCACAUAACUUGUUGUAAUUCGAUUAAAAUUACAACGUAUGAAAAUCAUAUAACGAAACAAAGAUGUAAAAUUGCAUAUAAUUAUACGGUAAUGGAUUUAUUUUUAAGCGGUAAGGGAUUUAUAUUUAAAAAAAUAAAAUUUGAUACAUCGUAGAACUAAGUGCUUCUGGAAAAUACUAAAAUAAAAAGAUACGUUGUUUAGUUGAGAACAUAAAGAACUAAUCUCUUAUUUAAGAACAAUAUAUUUAUGUAUUUAGAAUAAAGAUUAAAAGGUUUUAUUAAAUUAUCAGGUUUUGUGUUUAGA